CGGAGCAGCGGCGACGGCAGCGAUAAAGGCGCUGCGCUGCGAGAAAGUUGCGGACCCGUCCGCAGAGCGCACCAUCGUCUUCAGCGGAGCACACACAGCAGCUAGUGCAGCGCCAGAAAUUGUAAAUAAUUAACAGUAAAAAAACAAAGAAAAACUCACCACCAAAGAAAGUUAUAAACGAAAACGCUUAAGCAAAAACCAAAGAUGCAUAAAUCUAAACAAAUAUGAUACAUAGCCAAUAUGUAUAUAGAAACUAGCAAAGAUAAAUAAAGUUCGAAAGCGAGGAAAAACACCGAUCCCGGCAAGCAAAUGUCCGGAUAAGGGAGCCGCUACCUGACCAAUGGAUGAAAAUGCAGCCGUCGUCGCCGUCACUUUCGCCGUCGUCACUAUCGCAUCGCUUUUGUCAGCAGCAACAGGAAAAGUCGGAAAAGCAUCUGCAGGAUCAGAAGGAUCAGAAGGAGCAGUCCAAGCUGGCCGGAUACUCGCCCUGCCACGCCCACGCCAAUCGAACGCCCUCGGUCGGUACGGCAGCGCUGCCUCAGCUGGCGUCUACGCCCGCCCCGGCAGCAGCGGCCUAAGUUGCCAAACCCAAGGAAUCCCACUUCGAAAUAGCCCAUCUAAGCAGCAGCAGCAGCAUCCACAGAUAUUGCAACUGCAACAGCCACAAAUACUGCAACUGCAACAGCCACAAAUAUUGCAGAUAUAACUGCAACAGCAACUGAAAUUGCAGCUGCAACUGCAACAGCAACGCACACAACAUAACGCAUAAGGCAGCACACAAAGGGUAGCAGGAUAAACCGGAAGCGGAAGGACAGGAAGAGGCAGGACGGGCAGCGGACACAGGCAAACAAAAUGGCGGAUGGUGGGCAUUCAUUCGUGAAGAAGACAUUUCAUAAGCCAACAUACUGUCACCACUGCUCGGAUCUCCUCUGGGGCCUCAUCCAGCAGGGAUAUAUCUGUGAAGUUUGCAACUUUAUCAUUCACGAACGAUGUGUCACCAGCGUGGUAACGCCCUGUUCCGGCAUCGCUCCAUGUAUUAUAAAGAAUCCCGUUGCCCAUUGUUGGUCCGAGCCAACUCAUCACAAGAGAAAAUUCUGCACAGUCUGCCGUAAGCGAUUGGAUGAAACGCCAGCGGUGCAUUGUUUAGUCUGCGAAUAUUUCGCGCAUAUUGAGUGCCAAGAUUUUGCCGUGCCCGAUUGCACCGAGAAUGCCACUUAUGUGCCGGGCAAGGAGCUGCUUAAUGUGAAGCAUCAGCAUCACUGGCGAGAGGGCAAUCUUCCAUCAACGUCCAAAUGCGCUUACUGCAAGAAAACCUGUUGGUCCUCGGAAUGUCUCACUGGCUAUCGCUGCGAGUGGUGUGGCAUGACGACCCAUGCCGGAUGUCGCAUGUACCUGCCAACCGAAUGUAAUUUUGGUAUUCUACAACCUAUCUACUUACCUCCGCACUCAGUCUCGAUUCCGCGCACCGAGGUGCCCAUCGAGGCCAUAAUCGGCGUCCAGGUCAAAUCGAAGACUACGCUCGUGCGCGACUACUCGUGUCCCAGUCCGGAUUUGAGCUGCCCUGUUCCGGGUGCAGGAUGUGGGUCACUGGCGGGUCUUAACCUGAAGGAGCUGCUCGAGCUACACAGGCAAAGGCUUGAGCAAUCGAAACAAAAUUUUCUCCUUUCCACGCCGCCCACGCCCACCUCCUGUGGCUCCAUCUCGCUCUGCCACUCGCCCACGCCCUCCUCGCUGACAGUGGGUGAGACGAGCAAUGAGCAGGAUCACGAUCAGGAUCGGGACGCCCCGGGGCAGGAGGAGGAGCCCGAGGAGGAGAACACGGAGCAGGACAGCGGCGCCCUGCAGCUGACCACCUCCACGUCGAAUGUGAUCGGGAAUCUGCAGAAGUCGCCCUCGGCCAACUCCUCGCUGCACCUGCUCUACACGAAUCUCUUCCGGAAGCUGGGCCAGGGCAAGCGGAGGCGGAAAAGGGGCUCCAGCGGAGGGAUCUCGCCCAGCGAGGACGAGGACGAUGUGGACGGCGGUGUCUGUGAUAUAAGCGGUGGCGAUCUUAGCGAUGACUAUGACCACUGUGAUGUCGCCCUGCGCCGGCGAUCCCUGCGCAGUCGGCAGCCAAGGGAUGUCAGCGAGACGGAUUACCACGGGGAUGCCGAGGCGGAGGUGGAUGGCGAGACGGCGCCCAGGGAAAGCUGCUACGAGACCUCCGAUACGGGUGGCGAACUGACCAACACCGAUGAGGCCGACAGCAGCCUCAAUCUGAUCAGCAACCUUAGCUAUAAUAGUAGUAAUAACAGCAACGCCUCCAAUGCUCCAGGAGGAGGAGGAGUCGGAGGAGGAGCUGUUAAAAGCACCACCACCACCACCACUGCCCCGGGAAAGUCCGGACAAGCCUUGAGCGUCCAGGGCGGACGCCAGCAACCCAAGACUGGGGCUCUGGCCCAAACCAAGCCCAAGCCCAAGCCCAUACUCAUGCCCAAGCACAAGGCGCAGGGCAAGGGCGGCUCCCUCAGCUCCCCGCUGUCCAACUCCAACUCCAGCGACUGCUCCUCGGCCUCGCCCUCUGCCCCGGCCACGCUGCUGCAGCUGUCGCCGGUGGGCAGGAGCAAGUCCUUCCAGGAGUCGGCGGCCAUCACGGCCGUUUCGCGCUACAAGAAGUACGGACGUGGACUUUUCCAGCGACGACGCUCGAAGAGAUCGCCCAAGAAUGCCGUGGGAGCGGCGGGCGGUAAGAGCAACUACAGUUUGGACAGGCUGUCGCAGAACAUCGAGAUCACCAUCCAGGAUGAGGAUGGCAAUUACCAUCCGUAUGAUGACAACUUUCAUAUGCUCGCCAGAAGACUGGACGCCACCGAUGUGGACGACGAUGUGGGCUUCGAUGAUCUCUACCUGGACGACCGGCCGAGUGGGGCCAGUGAUGAUCUGGCCUUUGCCGGCGACAUCAGCGACGGUGGGGCCAGCAGCCGAUCGCGGGCCAGUGACGCCAGCGAUGGUCAUGCUGGCCGACUGCUUCGCCAGAUGCGGCAGGGCCUAUCCGUCGGCUGGCGCAAACCGCGCUACCAGAAGCGCCGAGCACGCAGCAUAUCCGAGGAGUUCAGCAGCGGCGAAGCACCCCGUUACAAGGACGAGGAGUCGGCCAGCAAGACCGAUCCGGGACAUGGACCCACCAGCAGUGGUGGUGGCGCAGGAGGCGGUGGAAGCGGAGGUGCAGGAGGGUCAUCGACGGCUGGUGCCUCGGCAUCGGCUGCCGGAGGUUCCUCCGGUCAUUAUAGGCCCGAUUCCGGUUCCGGCCACAAGUCGGAUAAGUCGGAGAAGGAUCGCGAGAAGAAAGAGAAGGAGCGCGAGGAAAAGGAUAUAGAGAUGAUCAAGGUGUUCGAUGGCAACAACUCAUUCCGACGCCAGCAGUACCGGGUGAUCAUCGUGCAGCGCACCUACACGCUGGAGCAGCUGCUGACCACCGCCCUGCGGGCAUUCCACAUCACGCGCGACCCGCAGGCCUUCUACCUGACCGACCUGUACGCCCCAGCCGGCAUGGAGGACACCCCGAUGCUGGAUCCCACGCCCGUGCUCAACCUGACCCAUCUGGAGGGCAAGAGGCCGGCCAUUUACCUACGGUUCCAGGACCGCGAUCGUGGCCAUGUGCGCGUCUACCCCGGCAAGCUGCAGUGCUCUUCGCUGGAGGAUCCCUAUGUCAGUGUUCCUGUAGAUAAUAGCACAGUUAUUAAGGAUUUGAUACGCGAUGCCCUGGACAAGUUUGGGCUGCAGGAUAACCAGAUACAGGACUACAGGUGCUCGGAGGUGCUGCUCGAUCGCGGCGUGACCGAACGCAUCUUAUCGUGGAAUGAAAGGCCCUGGGAUAUUAUGAAGCAGCUGGGCAAGGACUCCAUUCGCCAAAUGGAGCUCAUGCGAUUCUACAUGCAGCACAAGCAGGACCCACAUGGCCCGAAUAUCGCCCUGUUCGUGGGUAACCUACCCACUGGUCUCUCGCAGCGCAACUACGAGCAGAUCCUCAACAAGUACGUAACGGAUGAGAACAAGUUCAUUAGCAUUGGACCCAUCUACUAUGAGUAUGGAUCCGUGGUGCUCACCUUCGAGGACACAAUGAAGGCGGUUCGCGCCUUCUACAAUCUCCGCGAGACCAUCAUCGAGGACAAGAAGCUACUGGUUUUGCUACUGCCGAACAUUGAGCCCAGCAUGGUGCCCUCGGAUGUGAGGCCACUGCUGGUCUUCGUCAAUGUGAAGUCUGGAGGCUGCCAGGGAUUGGAGCUGAUCUCCAGCUUCAGGAAACUUCUGAAUCCCUACCAGGUCUUUGAUCUGGACAAUGGCGGUCCUCUGCCUGGGUAUGUCCUAUUCUUAGUGAUAUUUAUUAUGUUUCUUAUUAAUUCGUUCUCCCCUAGCUUGUAUGUAUUCCGACAAAUAACCAACUACAAGAUUCUGGUUUGCGGCGGAGAUGGCACCAUUGGAUGGGUCCUGCAGUGCCUGGAUAAUGUGGGCCAGGACUCGGAGUGCUCCAGCCCACCUUGCGCUAUAGUUCCAUUGGGAACUGGCAACGAUUUGGCUCGCGUAUUGUGCUGGGGCUCCGGUUAUACCGGCGGUGAGGAUCCCCUAAAUCUACUGCGCGACGUCAUCGAGGCGGAGGAGAUACGGCUGGACCGCUGGACGGUUGUCUUCCAUCCGGAGGACAAGCCCGAAGAGCCGGCAAUGAAGGCGCCCUCGCAAACAACCGGUGGUGCCCAAAACGAGGAUAACUCUCAGAUCUUCGUGAUGAACAACUACUUUGGCAUUGGCAUAGAUGCUGACCUCUGUCUAGACUUUCACAAUGCGCGUGAGGAGAAUCCCAAUCAGUUCAACUCGCGACUGCGCAAUAAGGGCUACUAUGUGAAGAUGGGCCUGCGCAAGAUCGUGGGUCGCAAGGCUGUCAAGGAUCUGCAGAAGGAGCUGCGCCUGGAGGUCGAUGGCAAGAUCGUCGAACUGCCACCCGUCGAUGGCAUUAUCAUCUUGAAUAUUUUGAGCUGGGGCAGCGGUGCCAAUCCCUGGGGUCCUGACAAGGACGACCAGUUCUCCACGCCCAACCAUUACGAUGGAAUGCUGGAGGUGGUCGGCGUUACCGGCGUGGUCCACUUGGGUCAAAUCCAAUCCGGAAUUCGUACGGCUAUGCGCAUAGCCCAGGGCGGUCAUAUCAAGAUACACUUGAACACUGAUAUGCCCGUGCAGGUGGAUGGAGAACCCUGGAUCCAGAGUCCCGGCGAUGUGGUCGUUCUGAAGUCGGCCCUCAAGGCCACCAUGCUGAAGAAAACGAAGAGUAAGCGCCGUCUCACGGAGCCGCAUAUCUCGCCGGCGGUUCUGAGUCUUUCGGUGGCCCAACAGGGAUCGGGAUCGGGAUCGGUAUCCGUAUCGGGAUCCCCGCAGUCCCAGUCGCAGCAGCAACUGCAGCAGCAGCAGCAGCAGCAACAACAGCAGCAGCAGCAGCUGGCCGAGAAUGGGGAGAAGGAGGCUUCGAUGACUCUACCUGCCGGAUUUGGCAGCACCUAGAGCUUGGCUACCGGCCUGCGAUAUUGGUUCUCCUGUUUCAAUCCAUAAAACCAGAUAGACAGAUAGCCAGACCAUAACCCUUUUAACCCAUAACAGAUCAGAGAUCAGAGCAGAGAUAAUGGCCAAAUUGUAAACGCUAAUCGAAUAUUUAAACAAGAGCAAAACUCCAAUGCGCAAGCAAAUAAAACUUAAUCUUCCAAAAGCGAGAAAUAGCAUUAACAAGUCAAAUGACAAAAAGAAAGUAAAAAGUAAAAACUAAAAAAAUAGCUGUAAAUAAAAGUAAAAGUGCUGUCAAGCUCUGAAUACUUUGAACCACCACCCAAGAACACAGACCACCCACCAAGCCAACCAAAACCACCCACUGCACAAGAAGAACUGUGACCACCGCUAUUGAACUUGAACUUAGCUAACUGAAGCCACCACUAUUCACCUACGAACACCAUAUACCACACACCAAACACACAAGAAACACACCACAGCGCCUAGAAGUUGUCUACAAUAUUUUAUUAUUCAUUUUUAUGCAAUAACUAUCUUUGAUUUUUCCUCUUGAAGGAUCGAAUUUGAUCGAUUUUGUUUCCAUUUCCGUUUCUAUUACCGUUUCCGUUCCGUUUUCAAAUGCAAGCUUUCGUAAUCCAUCAUUCAGUAUCGAAAUAUGUAUAACCGAAACCAUUUAGUUGAUUGAGUUCCGUUGCAUUUUGCCUGAUUUCUCAGCUAGCUUUUGAAGCACUUAUAACUCAAUCUAAGCUAAGGCAAACCAAAUUUAUUUCCUUUACGUUAACGCUCUAUUUUCUUACUCUCUUUUUCUCUCCAAAAUGAAAAUACACAAAAAAAAAUCACACGAUACAAAAAAAACAAAUGCUAAAAAAUGUGACUUUAUGAAAUCGAAACUUUUUAACUAAUUAAUGCACCGGACGCUUCUAUGCCUUUCCAAACUUUUCAAUAUUUUACAUCUCUAAAAACCUUUGAAAAUGAAAAUCCAAAAAAUAUUACCGUUGAACGCAGGCCACCAUGUUGAAAAAGAACAAGCUGAAAAUGAAACGCCGGAAUACGGAACCCACCAUGAUG
Drosophila suzukii is the source of this 6594-nucleotide messenger RNA. NCBI's taxonomy places the organism in Eukaryota, Metazoa, Arthropoda, Insecta, Diptera, Drosophilidae. The record is from RefSeq and is a predicted model, not a curated record.